This is a messenger RNA of Zonotrichia leucophrys gambelii, 1513 nucleotides long. It is a transcript of the gene SIRT2, whose product is annotated as sirtuin 2. Gene Ontology annotation, cellular component: nucleus. Lineage: Eukaryota; Metazoa; Chordata; Aves; Passeriformes; Passerellidae. Bases 96 to 1460 code for a protein of 454 amino acids. The transcript has 15 exons. The record is from RefSeq and is a predicted model, not a curated record. Gene Ontology annotation, molecular function: histone deacetylase activity, NAD-dependent; transcription factor binding; NAD+ binding.
UAAUCAGCACCCUCCGUCUGUCCGCGCCUGCGUGCCCCGCCCAACGGAGCCGCCGCGGGGCACGCCGGGAGUUGUGGUGCGGGCAGGCCGCGCCCAUGGCGGACCGGGACGGUACCGGGGCCGGCGGGGCCGGGAGCAGCCCCGAGGGUGCGGCUCCCUCUGCUCCCGCCCCCGCUGGGGAUCCCCCCAGCGUGCCCGCGGCUCCCGGUGCCCGCCGGGAGGAGGCGGAGCAGGACGCCGAGUCUCCGGUUUCGGAGCCCGAGCCCGGCACUUCGGCCGACGCUGACAUGGAGCUGCUGCGGGCGCUGCUGUCCCGGACCCUGGGGCUCGGCGGGGACCGAGCGGAGCCGGUGCUGGACGAGCUGAGCCUGGCGGGCGUUGGCCGCUUCAUCAAGAGUGACCGGUGUAAGAACAUUGUGUGCAUGGUGGGCGCUGGCAUCUCCACCUCUGCCGGGAUCCCCGAUUUCCGCUCCCCCGGCACCGGGCUCUACUCCAACCUGCAGAGCUACAACCUCCCCUACCCUGAGGCCAUCUUCGAGAUCGGGUUCUUCAAGAAACACCCAGAGCCCUUUUUCGCCCUCGCCCGCGAGCUCUACCCGGGGCAGUUCAAGCCCACGGUGUGCCACUACUUCAUGCGGCUGCUGCAGGACAAGGGGCUCUUGCUGCGCUGCUACACCCAGAACAUCGACACCCUGGAGAGGGUGGCGGGGCUGGACCCAGAGCUGCUGGUGGAGGCUCACGGCACCUUCUUCACCUCGCACUGCCUGCGAGCCUCGUGCCGCCAGAGCUACAGCCUGGCCUGGAUGAGGGAGCGGAUUUUCUCCUCCCUCGUCCCUAAAUGUGAGAAGUGCCAGGGGCUGGUGAAACCUGACAUUGUGUUUUUUGGGGAGAACCUGCCCUCGCGCUUCUUCGCCCUCCUGGAGUCGGACUUUGGGAAGGUCGACCUGCUGAUCAUCAUGGGCACCUCACUGCAGGUGCAGCCCUUUGCCUCCCUCAUCAGCAGGGUCCCCACCAACACCCCCAGACUCCUCAUCAACAAGGAGAAGACAGGGCAGAGUGACCCCCUGAUGUCCCUGAUGGGCUUUGGUGGCAUGGACUUUGACUCAGACAAGGCCUACAGGGACGUGGCCUGGCUGGGGGACUGCGACAGCGGGUGCCUGGCUCUGGCUGAGCUCCUGGGCUGGAAGGAGGAGCUGGAGGAGCUGGUGCAGAGGGAACACGCGGCCAUCGACGCCAAGGGCGGGGACAGGGAUGGGGGGAUCCCCCAAAAGCCCCAGGGGGACGAGGACAAGGACGGGGGGAGCCCCAAAAAGAGCCUGGGGGACGAGGGAAAAGCUCAGAGUGAGCCCAAGAAGGGCCUGGGGAGCAAGGCCAAGGCUGAAAAGGACCCCAAAAAACCCCAGGGAGGGGACAAGGACAAGGCUGAAGAUGACCCAGAAAAGUCACGGGGGGGGCAGUGAGGACCCUCCCCAUAGCACGGGGAGACAACCCAAAAUUAAAUGGUCACAGAGGA